AUGACAAACUUUUCUAUAAACUACGUUACCUUGUAUUUCAUUUCCUACUCAAUCACUAUUAGAACAAAUUCUUCCAUUCUUAUCACAUCUAUAUCACUAUUAAAAAUUACAACAUGGACAGCCCUCCGGGACGCGAAGGUGAAGUGGAUUUCCCGGCACCCGGGGCGUCGAAGCCCUGUAAGACAUGGUACAAGGUCUUCGGCGAGCUGGACUCGCCACCUCUCAUUGUUCUACACGGCGGUCCAGGUGCCGGCCACGAGUACAUGAUCACACUGGUUGACCUUUAUGAGAAGCACAAGAUCCCGAUCGUCUUAUAUGAUCAAGUCGGUUGUGGCCGCUCCACGCACUUUCGGGAGAAAGCUGGCGACGAGUCGUUCUGGACAAUGGACCUCUUUAUCGCCGAACUUGAUAACCUGGUCGACCAUCUGCAGUUGCGAGAGGUCGGGUUCUCUGUUCUUGGCCAGAGCUGGGGUGGAAUCGUUGUCGGCGCCUAUGCGUCGCGCAGGCCGAAAGGUUUAAGGAAGCUUAUCAUUGCCGGUGGGCCUGCAAGCUUGCCCUUAUACUCGGAGGGAUGUAAGUAUCUUCUUUCUCAGCUGCCACCAGACGUGCGGCGCACCAUCGAGGAAUGCGAGAGCAAGGGCGACUACGAAAGCGAAGAGUUCCAGAAAGCUAGCGCCGUAUUUUACGCACGCCACUUCUGCAAACUAGACCCGUUUCCUGAGCCUGUCCAAGUCGGAUUUAGACACUUAAAGGAGGACCCGACGGCGUAUCUCACUAUGCAGGGACCUUCGGAAUUCACCAUCGUGGGUAGUUUCAAAGACUGGGAGCCGUGGAAGGAGGCACACAAGAUCGAGGUCGAAGCACUGCUUAUCAACGGUGAUCAAGACGAGGCGAUGGAUCUUUGCAUCGAACCCUGGUUUAGGAGUAUUGCCAAAGUCAAAUGGAUCACGCUGAGCAAUUCCAGCCAUAUGACUCAUUGGGAGCAUCGCGAUAGAUUUAAUGACCUCUGCGGAACGUUCCUCUUGAGUAAAUGAGAGCCAAAAGUUUCGAUGUUAUAUGAGGAUAUUUCCGAGGAUCUAGAUAUGCGUAUAUCGGCCUUCUCGGCCGAAAUCUUUUGGAAUGCACCCAUAGUUGUACCGAUUAAAGCCUGUGAGGGGCGGUGUAAUGGAUGUAGCUAAUUUCUGACGCGUGCCCAAAUAUCAACCCUCCCUCAACUUUGAAAUUUAUGACGAAUCAUACAUCUAAA
Annulohypoxylon maeteangense is the source of this 1246-nucleotide messenger RNA. RefSeq names its product proline iminopeptidase. NCBI's taxonomy places the organism in Eukaryota, Fungi, Ascomycota, Sordariomycetes, Xylariales, Hypoxylaceae. The record is from RefSeq and is a predicted model, not a curated record. The transcript is spliced from 3 exons. Bases 114 to 1034 code for a protein of 306 amino acids. Gene Ontology annotation, biological process: proteolysis. Gene Ontology annotation, molecular function: peptidase activity.